GUCUUGCGAGCAGACGGGAGCUUUUUGCCUGUGGUUGAAGAGACGGGCUCACGAUGCCGGGGGAGGUUUUCUUCCCCCUCUGCCGGUGGGGAGAGCGAGGAGCUCCCUGCCAGCCCAUCUGAAGACCCCGAGGAGAGCUUUUCCCGGCAGGAGCAGCACUGGGAGAACACCUGACGCUCUGCUGCCGAUCCUGGGCUCAGCAGCUCGUUCUGGAGGAGCCUUUUGCUGCCAUAAAAACGUCUCCUGGUUGCUUGCUCUCGCAGAUCCCUCCCUGGUGCCAGCCUGGGAAAGCUGUGCUGAAACUAAGCUAAAAACCUGAGUGCACCUGGAAGGAGCUGGCUGCCUGGACUGUCCCCCUGGCUGCACCCACGGGCUGUGCCCCAUUUCCCCUGUCAAGCCAGUGAAUUUGCAGAAGGGAAUGUUAGUUCAUCAGAAGCGAGUGCCGGGAUCCUCCUCCAGAGAGAUACCCAGAGAAAUACGUGGCUUUUUAACCUGAAAUCUGCUACCCAGGAGCUGUCCUGUAGCUCUGGUGGUGGUUUUAAGUGCCCCGUUUCUAAGGGGAAAACAGGCCAAGGCUGUUGCAUGCCUCGCAGAUGCAAACCAACAAAGGGCUUUUCAUACCUUCUUACGUCUCUUGAAGGCACCUGUGAAAGCUUUUCUAACUGCAGUCUGUGCAUUGUUGGUGACAAAGAGGUAACGGGCUGCAAGUGGGUCAGCUGUCCAGGAGCAGAAGCAAAAUGUGUGAAUGAGACAGAAAAGGGCAACUGCACAGUUGAAGAGGAGUGUUCUCCUGUUUCACCCAAUACUACCGUGUCACCUUCCAAUACUACAUCACCCUCCAAUUCUACAACAUCACCCUCCAGUACUACCACAGCAUCUCCCAAUGCUACCACAGCUCAUACUCCUGCAGCCAAUGUCACCAAUGCAACCACACAUACUCCUCUACCUACAACUGCCAUUACUUCAGCUGCCAGAACCACCAGUGUCCCAGGUACCAAUGCUACUGUGACUCCUGCACCUCUGCCACGCAAAUCUACAUUUGAUGCUGCAAGUUUCAUAGGUGGAAUUGUCCUUGUUCUGGGCCUGCAGGCUGUUGUUUUCUUCCUCUACAAAUUCUGCAAGUCGAAAGACCGAAACUAUCACACACUUUAGGACCUGCCCCUGGAAUGGACUAGUAGCCCAACACCUGUAGUUCACUGAACCAAAAUGUUUUCUGUUGCUCGUGGAAGACAGCAGUUCAUAAUAUCCUCUAAAUCCCCAAAAGAAGACUUUAAAAGAAUAUUUUUGCAACCUUAGACUUGGCAAGAAGUUAUAUGAAUCUCUUCAACAGGAUUACUUGCAAUAUGCUGCAUGGGUUCUAAUGGCUGUCUUUACUUUCUUUAGUGGCUGCUGCUGUGGGACUGCUUUGGUUUUUGAUCUGCCAAACGUAGAAGUUCAGAGAUUCUCACUCAGUGGCAACACUGUCUUGAGUAGACAAUCUCAUGAUGACUUGUUGGGAAGGCUGAUUUAAUCAACAUUUUACACAGUAUCCCUUCAGUUUUACCCAGAUGUGAAUCACUGGUGAAUAACUUCAGGGAGUGAAACACCAUUGACACCAGCUUGUGGCUCUUAGUGUGCUGUGAGAAAGAUCAACAACAUUGUAGAAGUAUAUCAUGUAUUAACAGAAUAACAUCACCCAUUAUUUUUUUUUCACACAAGAAGAAAGUUUGCCUGAUGAAAUACUGCAUCCCAGACAGGAAUCCUGUUCCCUUUCCAAUUAAUAUUGGAGAGGGGAUGCAGGGAAAACCCUUCUAAAGAGGAAAUGAAGAGUAGUGCCUUAAAAAUCAGUAGGCUGCAAAAGCAUCCCACCUAUCUCAAAGAUAAAUAAAACAGGAGUACUGGCUUUGUAUAGAAUGGAAUACAUGGGACUUGAGCAUUCCAGAUUAAAAACUUUUUACACUAAAUAACUGUCCCUUAUUUACCUCUUCUGAGGGCAAGGGAGCAAAGUUCAGCUCUAAACCAAAAGCUUUGUUUACUUUUGUGUUCUGGCCUACGAAGACCAACCAUAAAACUAGUGAUAAAAUUCAUUUCACUCCCUGUAUAAAAAGCCAACAGCUUAUUAUUGAUACUUGAAGCAGUGGUGUUUGGGAAGUCCAGAGGCUUUUCUGAUUCAAAUGGUUCUUAAACUUGUUGCAGCUAAUUUCAGGGGUUUAUUUUUUCUUUCCCCCCUUCCUGUUUGCCUUCUUGCUGCAGGAGCAAUCGAGGGUAGCUCAGAGGAUCUGCUGACCUGAUUCUAGUCAGGAUUCCUGUAGUCCUGGGGCUGCCAGGGCUACACCUUUUCUCUUUCCCCUCCUCACUUCUUGGCGUCAAGCUUGUGUUACCCUGCAGUGAACUGGUUAAGGAAAUCUGUUUGGCCAAAUAGUGGUGGUUUCAUUUGGUGUUCCCUUGGUUGGAUCAGCCACCUGAUCCCAGUGUCAAAGGUACGACCUCUCCAACUUGAUUGACUUGAGCACCUGUGACAACAAGAGCACGGGAAAAAUGGAAAUAAUAGUGAAAAUCAAGUGGUGGGUGUAGCACAUAACACAUAACUUUUGAUUAGAACCUUUGAUCAUCAAUUUCAGGAUCAAUUUUUGAGUCUCACCGUUUUGGACUUGACUGGAAUUUGGCACCAGUACAAAAUUCUAGCAAUGCAGAUCAGAGUCAUGGCAGUGGAACUUAAAUAUGGAGCAAAUUGAGGGCACUUCAGUGGGAAACCUGAAAGUUCACAGAGUUGCUUUCGUGUGUUCUUCUAGUUUCGAGUGGCAUUGUUUCUAUUGUGCUGCAUCAUGGCUCCAAAAUGCAGAAGUUACUCACCAGUACUGUAUCUUUGACUUCAUUAGCUUUUAUUUUUCUAAACAAAACAAAGACAAUCAGCUUAGGUUUAUUAGAACAGCAGAGUGAGCAGCCAGUUUCCAGCAACAGUAUGCGUGGGGGUUCGAUGGUGUAUCCUUGGCCUUAUUGUGAAAUCACCUGUCCUCUCUCUCAGAACUGCUUUAUGACAUUUGUUUGUUGAGAAAAAGAUAUCCAUGAGCUCGUAUCUGUGCUUUGAAGUCAGCAAAAUGCCCUUCUAAAUUGUGACAGUUCUUGGCAAAGCCAGCUCUAUCCCUAGCCUAUUAUUUUGUUGGGCCUCAAAGGGCUAUCAUUUGGGAAAUUGACACAAAGCUGCUACAGAUCACUUCAAAGCAUGGAAGACAGUGCCACAAAAAAAAAAGUUGUUGCUCAGUAAAACAUUGCUAAAAUGCUUUAUCCAUGAGCUGUGCUGGCCCUGCUUUAGGUUGCUGGUCGAGCGUGCUGGUAAAGCAAACUGAAAAUAAUGUUUCAAGUGCCUUAAAGUUGCUUAAUCUUUUGCCUCAGAUUUUGUUUGGAAGGCUAGAAGGAACGCCUUGCCUUAGUUAGUAAGUUUUCCUUGGAGCCAGCAGUUGCUGCUUUUGCAGACCUGAGGAAACCAGGGAUCCCCGAGGUGGGAUCUCAGCUGGAAACUCUGACUUGCAGUAGAUCCGUGCUGUCCUAUCCAGGGGGGGCUGCACCAGCACAGCUUGCUCAGCCCUGCCUGCCAAAUGCACAGGGGCUGGGAUUGUUCCCCUGGUGUUGUGGGGGUGAGGGCAGGUUGGUUCCACAUCUGCACCCUGUGCUGUCCUGCCUCACCACAGCGAGCAGAUCCUCCUGUGGGAAACAGCAGCACCAACUGGGCUGUGCCCAGGCCCAGCAAAAAGCUGAACUAUCAACUCACAUUUUUCUCUUGGCCUCGUGUUCUGGAGUGGAAGGUGUAGCUCAUAGAUCUGUAGCUGUGUUGUCCCCUAAACCAACUUUAGGCACUGAACUGUAGGGACUCUUCCAGUUUAUCUGGCUCUUUCUUGAAGCCAACUUGUGCAAAUACCAGGCUGAUACGUUAUGAAUGUUCUCUGCAAGUGUUGCUGUUAAGGUUUGUAUUUUGUCUUCAAGCAGAAGAAAAUGAAACAGUUGUAAUUGCAAAACCAAAUUGAUAAAUAAAAUCUGUUGAAUGGAA
This is a messenger RNA of Apus apus (common swift), 4024 nucleotides long. RefSeq names its product CD164 molecule (gene CD164). Bases 583 to 1152 code for a protein of 189 amino acids. The transcript is spliced from 6 exons. Gene Ontology annotation, cellular component: cytoplasmic vesicle. NCBI's taxonomy places the organism in Eukaryota, Metazoa, Chordata, Aves, Apodiformes, Apodidae. The record is from RefSeq and is a predicted model, not a curated record.